Messenger RNA from Strongylocentrotus purpuratus (purple sea urchin), 2454 nucleotides. RefSeq names its product cell wall integrity and stress response component 4. Gene Ontology annotation, cellular component: membrane. NCBI's taxonomy places the organism in Eukaryota, Metazoa, Echinodermata, Echinoidea, Camarodonta, Strongylocentrotidae. The coding region runs from base 168 to 2324 and encodes 718 amino acids. The transcript has 9 exons. The record is from RefSeq and is a predicted model, not a curated record.
GGAAUAGGAAAAUAUAAUGUACCAUACACAAUCUGAAAAGACGUCGCACACCCAUAGUUUCCUGUACGUUAGUUGUAUACUCGCCCUUGCUCAGAGCGUGGAUAGGACUACUCAAUGUUAAAACUAUUACCAUGAUUGUGUGAAUGGAUUUCAAUUGAUUAUCCACCAUGGAUUCUCUGAUUUUAUUCUGGACUCAAGUCAUCUUAUUAGUUUCAACAGGAUCGGGAAUAUUAGGACAAUCUCCAGGUGAUGUACGACUGGUUGAUGGUAGUUCCACUCUGGAAGGAAGGGUAGAGGUGUAUUAUGAUAACGUGUGGGGUACGAUAUGCAACCGAGGAUGGGAUAGUACAGACAGUGGUGUAGUCUGCAGACAGCUAGGUUUUCAAGUUUCUUUGAGCAGUCCAAGUUUCGGGGCUGGCAUUCCAACACAAAGUAUCUGGUUAGCUGACGUACAGUGUGAAUCAUCCGACCGACGUCUGAACGAGUGUGUUACAGACGGCCAAUGGGGACAGACCUCUACAUGCCCUCAUAACAACGAUGUAGGUGUUAGGUGCUCAGGCUUAAACGUUGGGAUCGCGCCAAAUUACCAAGGGUGCUACCGUUUUGAAGACAUUCCUGUAUCAAACUCAGCAAUUACUUUCGAGUCAAAUACUAUUGAGACUUGUUUAGAAAGCUGUUCAAUAAAUUUUAUGUUUGCUGGUUUAUAUGGAGAGACAUGUACUUGUGAUGACCAGAUAAAUCCUUCAGCCCAGCCUAUUGAUAACACUAUGUGUAGAAUGCCAUGCCCAGGUAACUCUGCCCAGCUAUGUGGUGACGCUGAAGUCAACAUGGAAGUCCUAUCUGUUUAUUCUGUGUCUGUUGGCGAUGGCUACGUCUCAUCACCAUGGUUUCCUGGUAAUUACGUCCUAUCAAGUACUGAUACAUUCCAACCAGACGACCUCAUCUCCAGUACCGAUGUCACUGCGUCAUCAGGGAUGCUUUUAAUUCGAGUCCUGGCUUUCGACCUAGCUCCUGGAGACACACUGAGUGUGGAGGUAGGAGGUAUGACCAUCAACCCUACAGAAUCUGGUGAAACCAUGCUGUCCGGGCUACUAGAGAUGGCACUGGUUGUGACUGCGACGUUGACGAGGGCUGCGAACUCGGCUGGAGCAUCGGGAUAUCUUAUCACCUUUACCAGAGAUCCGACCACAACGAUGCCUCAAACUACGCCGACCAUAGUAUCAGCCAUCCCGAUGACUAAUCAACCAGAGGUGACUUCAUCACCAGCUGUACCAGUUCCACCAGUUUCACCAGAUCCCAACUCUACAGCAACCCCUCCAGAUGAGGUCACGACUGCAGCUGUUGUGCCAGCGACCGCUCCUCCUUCCACAGAUGAAGCCACUGACCCUGCAAUGACUACAGCCUCUGUCACCAUACCUCCAAACCCAUCCACAUGCGACCAUCCGGUUGUAGAGGAAGGAAGAAUCGUAGGUGUAGACGGGAGUCCAUACCAGGUGGGUCAGAGUGUGGUGUUAGACUGUGAUGACGGACGAAACCCAGUGGAGAAUACCACUCUUUCGUGCCAGUCCGAUAGAACAUGGUUCCCUCUACCAACCUGUACCGCAUCAGGAGGAAUCGAAGUAUGGAUGAUCAUUGUGAUCGCAGUGGUGAUUUCUCUCUGUCUUGUCAUCCUAAUCGUCAUCUUCCUAAUCAUGGCCGUCGCGUUCGGGAAGAAAAAAAAGAGGCGGGAAGACGAUCGGGGUCCUGUUAUCACACACUUAGCAACUCCUACUGAUAAUGACUACAGUGGACGACCAGCUCUUAUCCCCAUCAACGAAGCAUCAGCAAGUGGAUUAGUACGUCAAGGUACCAACAUAAGUACCGCCUCCACCUUAGGUAUUCCACCUCCACCUCCUCCUGCUGCUACAACUCAAUCUCAUGAUGCUGUACAACAGACAGAACCUAUCAUCCUACCACCACCACCCUCUCAACCUGCCCCCGACCCACCCUCACCAACCGAGACCUACUACCCUCCCGUAGACUACCCUGGGUCUGCUAAUCGUGACUCCGUUAUCUCCGGUGGUACGGCGCAGUCUAAUGGCCAUGUCAACAACCUUGGGAACGAGGAGAGACAAGCUGUAGAUGAAAUUGUCAAUGCUGUCAGAGACUAUGAUGAUAGUCCGGGUGUUGGUUUGUAUGGUUCGGUGCCUCCAAGACAUCUUCGAAGUGGGUCUACCUUGUCAGUGAUCUCCAACCCAGGCCGUGUUACUGAUGGUAGAUCAAGCCCGAGGUACGGCGGAAACCUAAGAUCAGUUCAGUUUGAUCAACAUAAUUAUAGGCCAUAAAUUUAAACCCUAAAUUUAGGUGGCGAGGUUCUUUCGACCAAAGUAGAUGCCGAAUGUAAUUCAAAUAAACAGACACACUACUACUUAUAGAACAUAUAGGUCUUGUAUUACUAUACUAUGACUCAUGGAA